UUCAUUGUAGGCUUUAAAGAUCAACAUGGAGAAAAUCAUCCUACAAAUCCCUCUGAUAUUGCUGGUGCUGCAUAUACAAGGAGGAGAGUUCGCUAAAAUUCCAGUUUGUUCAUCCAUUGCCGAAGCUCCACAGCCGGAAGUCGUGGAGUUCAACAAUACAAUCUAUGCCACUUGUGAAGUAACUCCCAGCCCCAAUUUGCCACCUUUCCAGCCAAAGAUCUUUGGGCAAAUCCUCUUCAAGCAGCUCUUCCCCAAUGGAGUUUUAGAAGUGAAAAUCAACCUCCGUGGUUUGCCUGCCAUCGAUCAUCAAGAGCGUGCCAUUGACAUCCAUCGGUAUGGAGACCUCAGUCAAGGCAGCAUCACUGUUGGUCCUCAUUACAAUCCAAAGGGUGUUGACCACCCUCAUCAUCCUGGAGACUUGGGCAACUUUGCUUCUGAGCGAGGAGUUAUAAGGCAGUUCCUGAAUCUCCCAGAGGCCAAGCUCUUCGGGGCACAUUCCAUUCUGGGACGUGCGGUGGUGGUUCAUGAGAAGGAGGAUGAUCUGGGAAUGGGGUCAGAUGAGGAGAGUCAACAGAGUGGGAAUUCUGGACAGAUAAUUGCUUAUGGUGUGAUUGGUAUUACUUCUCCAAGUCUGUGGCAGAAGACUGAACUGCUCCCCAGGAAAAGCUGUGGAGGAGGUUACUGAGAGUUGGAUAUGAUGGAAAAGCAGA
This is a messenger RNA of Rhinichthys klamathensis goyatoka, 710 nucleotides long. Its product is annotated as extracellular superoxide dismutase [Cu-Zn]-like. The coding region runs from base 26 to 685 and encodes 219 amino acids. The transcript has a single exon. NCBI's taxonomy places the organism in Eukaryota, Metazoa, Chordata, Actinopteri, Cypriniformes, Leuciscidae. The record is from RefSeq and is a predicted model, not a curated record. Gene Ontology annotation, molecular function: copper ion binding; superoxide dismutase activity. Gene Ontology annotation, biological process: removal of superoxide radicals.